CAGGUCAACUACUGGCUGGGCGGGCUGAUUGAGGUCAAGUCCAACGACCUGUACCGCAUGAAAGGGGUGCUGGCCAUCAAAGACUUCGACAAGCGCUUUGGGGUGCACAUGCUGUUUGAGGGGAUGCCCGACCGGCCGUGGAAGGAGGGUGAGCUGCGCGUCAGCAAGAUGGUGUUCAUCGGCAAGGACCUGGACCGGGCGCUGAUCGAGGAAGGAUUCCGGGAGUGCAUCGUCAAAGAGUAG
This is a messenger RNA of Chlorella variabilis, 243 nucleotides long. RefSeq lists its product as hypothetical. The record is from RefSeq and is a predicted model, not a curated record. The transcript has 2 exons. Gene Ontology annotation, cellular component: cytoplasm. The annotation marks the transcript as partial. Lineage: Eukaryota; Viridiplantae; Chlorophyta; Trebouxiophyceae; Chlorellales; Chlorellaceae.